AAUCGAUCCAUCUGGACCAUAUCUACAGAGAUUUUGAAAAAAAAAAAGAAAAACUGUAUCCUUCUCCCCCGUCCCUGGUAUCCACCCAUAAACCCUUUCUCCUUUUCUCCAUCUCCAGCAUUCACCCCCCCCUCUCUCUCUCUCUCUCUGUGUGUGCUCGUCGGGAAUAUUGGUUGGAAAAGAGAAAGCUUCGAUUCUUCCUCUCUUUACAGUACUAGGGUUUUGUGCUCCGAGGUUUUGCUGCAUUCAGGCUAUGCGGCUGGCUGAGACAAUAGACAGAGCUUCUCUUUCUGAGGAUAAUGACGCCAAAGAUUUCGUUUUGGGCUGUUUUGGGAUUGAUGAUCAUAUCCAACAUGUCACCUUCCCUCGGAUAUACUGAUCCAAGAGAUGCCUGCUACAUGACUCUUUAUAGUUCAUUAUAUGCUAUCAAUAACUUAUAUGCUGCACUGGGCUUCCCUCCACUUUCUGGAUGGAUCUCACUGGGUGGAGACCCCUGCUCUGAGGGCUGGCAAGGUGUUCAAUGUGUCAUCUCAAAUAUAACAGCAAUAGUUCUUAAUGGUACAAAUUUGGGAGGACAGCUGGGUGAUAAGUUAGAUAAUUUUGCAACCAUCAUUACCUUGGACUUUAGCAAUAACCAUAUUGGGGGAAGUAUUCCAGAAAAUCUACCUUUUACAAUGCGAGAAUUUUUUCUAUCAGAUAACCAAUUUACUGGAAGCAUCCCAAAUUCUUUGUCAGAACUAAGCCUCCUAGCAAACAUGUCAUUUAGUGGAAAUCACUUAGGUGGAGAAAUUCCUGAUGCCUUUGAGCCUCUAACUAGCCUAGUAAAUCUAGAUCUUUCUUAUAACAACUUGAGUGGUCCAUUACCUCUUUCAAUGGGAAGCUUGUCAUCUUUGACUACUCUGCAUAUUCAGAACAAUCGGCUGACUGAUUUCCUUGAUGUUCUGCAAGAUCUUCCCCUACUAGAUUUGAAUGUUGAAAACAAUCUAUUUUCUGGACCUGUGCCAGCAAAGUUGCUAAGUAUUCCUAAUUUUAAAAAGGAUGGUAAUCCGUUCAACACAACCAUUGCACCAUCACCCAUGUUGCAACCACCAUUGUCACCAUCACCAAAGCCUGUUUCAGUUCCACCUGUCCCCAAAAGCAUGCCCAUAAAUACUACAGAGGGACCAAUUGGCCAAACUGUAAGAGGAAAAAGUUUUUCGACAACAGUAGUUGUUGGCUGUAUGGUCGGUGCAGCGGCUUUGUUACUUGUUGCUGUGCUAUUACUUAUGCUUUGUAAAUCAAAGAAGAAAGAAAGAAACUUUAAGCACAAGGAUAUUUUCAAGACACAGGACAGGGAGGAGCAUGGUUCCCUCCACGAAUAUUGUAAGUAUGAUGAUUUGAUCAAGACAGACCAUGUAAUUGAGAGAGCUCCUAAGAAUGCUUUUGAUGUACCAAAAACUGAAUCUCAGAUUGACAUUGCUGUAACCUCAGUUCAGAGAGAGGCUUUGGAGAAACAGAAGGAACAAGGAUUAAAUAUGUCAGUAAUGGGUGUCAUUACAAAGCGACCAUCUUCUGGAGGAAAAGUUAGUGUGAAGUAUACAGCGCCCGGUAGAAAUAGUAUUGGGUCAUCUGCUGGGAAUGCAUGCUUGCCAACUCCUGUGACAUCCUUUUCUGUUGCUUCUCUUCAGCAAUACACCAACAGUUUUGAUGAGGAUAAUCAUAUAAGAGAUGGCACUUGGGGAAAAGUAUAUCUUGCUGAGCUACCUAAUGGAAAGUUAUUGGAAAUUAUGAAGCUUGGGAAUGUGAUCUCAAAAAUGGCUUCCGAUGAGUAUGUUCAGCUUGUGUCAAGCAUCUAUGAACUUCGGCAUCCUAACAUUUUAGACCUUGUGGGUUAUUGUGCGGAGUUUGGACAACGGAUACUUGUGUAUAACUACUAUAAAACAAGCACCUUGUGUGAUGCACUUCAAUAUGAAGCUGGGCAACUGUCAUGGAAUGCCCGACUUCAUGUCGCUCUUGGAGCAGCAAAAGCUCUAGAGUAUCUCCAUGAGGCCUGCCGGCUGCCAGUUAUACAUCAGAAAUUUGGGUCAACUAAUAUUCUCCUUGAUGAUGAGCUAAGAGUGCGAGUGUCUGAUUGUGGUCUGGCUUCGUUAAUGUCAUCUGUGUCUGUAUCUCAGUUCUCUGGUAGUGGACUUGCACACAGAUAUGGUUACGAGGCACCAGAAUUGAGCGACUCAGCAGUGUAUACUGAUAAAUGUGACGUUUAUAGCUUUGGUGUGGUCAUGUUAGAACUCCUAACAGGCCGGAAGGCAUAUGACAGCUCUAGACAUCGAGGAGAACAACAUUUGGUGAGAUGGGCCUGUUAUCAGCUUCAUGAUAUCAAUGCUCUAUCACAAAUGGUAGAUCCUUCUAUUGCAGGAAACUGCUCUCAGAAAUCACUUUCACGGUUUGCUGACAUUAUAAGCCGUUGUAUUCAGCGAGGAGCAGAGUUCAGACCCCCAAUGUCCCAAGUUGUCCAAGAUCUGACUCUUAUGCUAGAGGAUGCUUCUAGGGGAACAUAAGAGACCUGCUGUCUGCCUUUAAGCUUCUUCUCUCUUAGAUUGACAAAGAUUUUCUGCAUGUUUAUUUAUUGGUAAACCUGUUUGGCACCUGUUUUGCUCCAUAGUUUUUGUACACCAGAUUGUUACUGUUGGAUGAGUUAUUUUGUUCUUGAAACCUGACUGACAAUGAUUUCUUUAAAUUUUCAGUUCACUUAGAUA
This is a messenger RNA of Dioscorea cayenensis subsp. rotundata (Guinea yam), 2735 nucleotides long. RefSeq names its product protein STRUBBELIG-RECEPTOR FAMILY 3-like. NCBI's taxonomy places the organism in Eukaryota, Viridiplantae, Streptophyta, Magnoliopsida, Dioscoreales, Dioscoreaceae. The transcript is spliced from 20 exons. The record is from RefSeq and is a predicted model, not a curated record. Gene Ontology annotation, molecular function: ATP binding; receptor serine/threonine kinase binding; protein tyrosine kinase activity. Gene Ontology annotation, biological process: protein phosphorylation. The coding region runs from base 300 to 2537 and encodes 745 amino acids.